Messenger RNA from Theobroma umbraticum, 1803 nucleotides. Its product is annotated as low affinity inorganic phosphate transporter 4-like. Gene Ontology annotation, molecular function: phosphate transmembrane transporter activity. The record is from RefSeq and is a predicted model, not a curated record. Gene Ontology annotation, biological process: phosphate ion transport; transmembrane transport. Gene Ontology annotation, cellular component: membrane. Lineage: Eukaryota; Viridiplantae; Streptophyta; Magnoliopsida; Malvales; Malvaceae.
AUGGCUUCAAACAAUAAUUUAGCAGUGCUCCAAGCUCUUGACACUGCUCGCACGCAAUGGUACCAUAUAAAAGCUAUUGUCAUCGCUGGCAUGGGUUUCUUCACAGAUGCCUAUGAUCUCUUUUGCAUCACCGCCGUGUCCAAACUCUUGGGCCGCCUUUAUUACUAUGAUCCUGAUCAUAGCGACAAUCCGGGAAAGCUCCCUCAAAACGUUAACAACUUUGUUACUGGCGUAGCCUUAUUUGGAACUCUUAGCGGCCAACUGGUAUUUGGUUGGCUCGGUGACAAACUAGGUCGCAAAAAGGUGUACGGGAUCACUCUCAUCCUCAUGGUGAUUUGCGCCAUUUGCUCGGGUCUAUCGUUUGGGUCCACCGCGGAAUCUGUGAUUGGAACACUUUGUUUCUUUAGAUUUUGGCUGGGUUUCGGCAUUGGUGGCGACUAUCCUCUUUCUGCCACAAUUAUGUCUGAAUAUGCUAACAAAAAAACCCGUGGCGCAUUCAUUGCCGCCGUUUUUGCCAUGCAAGGUGUGGGGAUUAUAUUUGCUGGGUUAGUCUCCCUGAUUCUUUCAGCAAUCUUCCUUAAGCGCUACCCAGCGAAGUCAUUCAAGGCAGACCCAAUCUUCUCCACUCAACCUGAAGCGGAUUUUCUAUGGCGGAUUGUGCUGAUGUUCGGUGCCUUACCAGCUCUUUUAACAUACUAUUGGCGGAUGAAGAUGCCCGAAACUGGUCGUUACACUGCCCUUAUCGAAGGAAAUGCCAAACAAGCGGCGGCUGAUAUGGGUCGGGUCCUUGACAUUGAACUCGACGCAGAAGCAGAAAAGCUUUCCCAGUUCAAGGCGGCAAACCAGUAUCCAUUACUGUCCCAUGAGUUUUACAUACGCCAUGGGCGCCAUUUGUUAGGUACCAUGAGCACAUGGUUCUUGUUGGAUAUUGCUUUCUACAGCCAAAACCUAACCCAAAAGGACAUUUUUCCCGCUAUGGGCCUCACCAAAUUGGCUCCUGAAAUUAACGCUAUCGAAGAAGUCUACGAGACCUCACGAGCCAUGUUCAUCGUUGCUUUGCUCGGUACAUUCCCAGGUUACUGGUUCACCGUCCUUUUCAUAGAGAAGAUUGGCCGCUUCAUCAUCCAACUAGUGGGCUUCUUGAUGAUGUCCAUCUUCAUGCUUUUGCUGGGCGUCAAAUACGAAUAUCUCAAGGAAGAAAAUAAGUUGUUAUUUGCAGCUCUCUAUGGGCUAACGUUCUUUUUUGCCAACUUUGGCCCCAACAGUACAACCUUCGUGCUCCCCGCCGAGCUGUUCCCUACCCGGGUGAGGUCUACUUGUCAUGCGCUGAGUGCAGCGUCUGGGAAGGCUGGGGCCAUGAUUGGGGCUUUCGUGGUUCAAUCAUAUACCUUGAACCAAAGUGUCAGCAACAUUAAGCGUGCCCUCAUGGUUUUGGCCUUCACAAAUUUGUUGGGAUUCUGCUUCACAUUCCUGGUGCCAGAAACUAAAGGACGGUCUUUAGAAGAAAUUUCAGGCGAGGAUGGCGGCGCCCAGAAUGAGACUCAGAUGGCAGCCAGGCGAUCGGUUACUAUGCAAGGAAGCGGCCGCUUGGAAGUUAUUUGAAGCAAUAGAAGGGUAAGUUAUUAGCUUUGGAUGAUGAUCAUACGAUUAGCAAGCCAGUUGUGAAGUGCGAAGAUAUAAAAACACAGUUGAAUAAGUAGGCCAAAGGCGACAGCCUUUUGCCUUGUUUUUGUUUGGGUUUUAAUUUUUGCCUGUCUAUGAAUAAGAACCGCAACCGUUGUUCUCUAGGACACUGUACCAAAU